Molecule: messenger RNA, 1780 nt
Organism: Dermatophagoides farinae (American house dust mite)
Lineage: Eukaryota; Metazoa; Arthropoda; Arachnida; Sarcoptiformes; Pyroglyphidae
Biological process (GO): proteolysis
Molecular function (GO): cysteine-type peptidase activity
Source: RefSeq, a predicted model, not a curated record
AUGCUUUUUCCAAUUAAACAUCAACAAAUUGAGCAACAAAUCAGAUGAAUUGUCUGAUUAAUUGUGAUAAAUGUCAUUCAAGGACGAUGACUUUGUUCAAAAAUUUUAACAUGAUUGGGAUCAAAAUUUCAAGGAAAGCCGAACAAAAAAAAAAUAAAAAUGUUUUCCUAUAUCCUGAUUAUUACCAUCAUUAAUUAUGGCCAUUGUGAUCUGUUUAAAUUACCUGGUGUUAAACAUAUAACAUCAGAAAAUGUUAAAAAAUUGGCAACAUUACCAACAAAAAUAGCAUCAAAUAAUCUGUUGAAUAAAUUGAAAAAAAUGUCACCAUUACGUGAAAAGAUAAUGAGUUUGAUUGAAAAAAAUCAAAAUGAAGUGGAUUCAUUGCUAAAACUAUCAGGCAUACUACCAGAUCAAAUGUUUUCAUCAUUAUAUCCAAAUAUGAGCCGAUUUAAAAUUGAUCAAUUAAAAUCCUGUUACAAUAUGAUUAUGAAUGAUGACGAUGAUGAUGAUAAUGGUGAACAGGAAGAGCAUAAUAUUUUUGAAAAUACAUUUCUCACAACAGUGAAAUCAUUCUAUAGACAUUAUUCCAACGAUCAAUUUGAGAGUAAACCAUUUCCAGAACGUAUAAAAAAUCUACUCGAUUCAAUGCAUAGAAUUGCCAAACAUACUUUGGGUUGUGUAGUGAAACCUGGUGGAUUCCAACUUGGACUCACACAUCUUUCUGAUUGGAGUGAUGAAGAUUUCAAUAAAAUGCAAGGAGAAAAAAUUUCAGAACAAGAUGAUAAUGAAGAUCAACAUCGUAGAACAACUAAUCAAGUGGAAACAACAAACAAUUCUGAUGAACGAAGCAAGAAUUCUUUCAUCAAUAAAUUCAGUGGAGUUAACCGACAUCCCAGGCCACAAAUGAAUCGGCAAGAAAUCGCAGACAAGCAGAAGCAUCAUCAAAAAAACAAUUCAAAUGAUUAUCCUGAUAGACAGAAAUUUGAUCGAUCUGUAAAUGAUGGAAAUCGAUCCAAAAGAGCGGCAGAGGUGCCAAAAAAAUGUUUAGUAAAAAAUCGUGCAAAAUUACCAACAAAAUUGGAUUGGCGCGAAGCAAAUGUUGUGACACCUGUGAAAUUUCAAGGUGAAUGUGGUAGUUGUUGGGCAUUUACCAGUAUAGCCAAUGUUGAAAGUGCAUAUCUCAUCAAUAAUAAGACUGGUGAACGACAUUUUGAUUUAAGUGAACAAGAAAUAUUAGCCUGUGCUAAACAUAAUGGCUGUAAAGGAGGUACCGGUGCUGAUGCUUAUAAAUAUAUGAUACGACGUGAAGGUAUUUCACGGGAAACAUCAUUACCAUAUAAAGCUAAAGAUAAUGAAUGUCCUAAAAGUGAACGAUUAAGAAAGGCAGCUACAAUCGAAGAUUAUUGUCUACGUGGAAAAUAUGUUAAACUGAAUGGUCGACAAGAAGAGUUGACGGAUGAAGAGAUCAUGUAUAUUGUACGAGAAUUUGGUCCAAUAUAUACAACCAUUCAUGUGGAUAAUUCAUUAAUGAAACAUUAUAAAACUGGUGUCUACGACAAUGAUAGUUGUUCUAAACAAACAAAUCAUGCAGUUACAAUUGUCGGAUGGGAUGAACAUUCCUGGAUAAUAAAAAAUAGUUAUGGACGUAAUUGGGGUGAGAAAGGAUUUUUCCAUAUGAAACGUGGAAAAAAUCUUUGCGGAAUCAAUACAUAUGUUAUGUAUGCUAUUGUAUAGAAUUUUUAUUGAUAAUUUAAGACAUGAAUCAUGACGUUUAUCAUUA